GCGGCCGAAGCUGCACACAUACCAUCACAACAAACUCACUGCAGCAACGCUCGCAGUUUUUCUGUGCCAAAUAUAUGGUGAUCUACUCAAUGUUUGAUCUUCAGUUGUCAUGUAACGCCGCAGAGGAAUAAUCAGUCAUGCACUGAAACCUUUACCACAUGGAUGAUAAUAUUACUAUAAUAUAGCCAAGAGGCACGCGCAGACAUCCACACAGAGAAACAGAAGAGCAUCAUGGGAGAUUUGCCCAGCAAACGCCGAAGGCCAUCCAGCACGUCCAGCACAGAGGACCAAGCCAGCUAUGGCGGACAGGAAAAUACAACAGGUGGUCAAACUGGCUUUUCUGUGGCCCUAUAUAAUUUUCCUCAUGACGGUCCUGCAGCGAACACUAUCUGUAUGGGUGACAGACUAACCAUUAUAUCAGAUGUGGGCGAUAUGUGGAAGGUGAAAGUGGCAUCAACGGGCAAAGACAGCUACAUCCCCAAAACAUAUGUCGCCAAAGUAGUGAACAAAUGGCAGUAUGAAGGCAUCAGCCGAGCUAAGGCAGAAGAGCUUCUACUCAGACCUCAGAACCAGUCGGGUUCCUUUAUGAUCCGGCACAGUCAGACUGCUAAAGGCACUUAUUCACUGUCUGUGGUGCAAGGGCGAGGCUCAGUUCUUGCAGUCAGGCACUACCGGAUCCAUCGCUUACUCAACGGCUGGUUCUACGUAUUUACCACUCACACCUUUCCCUCCCUCACCCGACUGGUUGACCACUACUCUGAUUCCGUAGACGGAUUAUGCUGCUUGCUGACAAAGCCUUGCCACAUACAAGACCCCCCAACCUCCACAGUGCCCGUACCGGCCCCUGUGUUUGUCAGAAAACCCACCUUUAACUGGAAGAGAGUGAAAAGAUCCAUGAUAUUUCCCAAAGAGGAGGAAGAGGAGGGGAACUCUGAAGAAAGCCCUUUUAGCGAAGGACUUCGAGAGGCCAUGAACUCCUAUCUCUUCAUGUCUCAGGAAGAGCCACUGGACAGCGAGGACUGUGACACAGCAAACGUCAGUCAUUAGGAGUUACCUUUUGACAGACUGAUAAACGUUCACUGGACAUGUUCUUUCACGGUUGUGAUAGAUUUACCGUAUACAAAGUGACAUCUUACAUUCUGAAGGCAUAUUCUUUUUUUCUUUAUAUACAUGUAUAUUAUACAGUGUAUAUAUAUGAAAUAUUCUUCACCACAGUAAAUCCUUUACUGUGUAAUGGGCACAUUACAGUGCAAUAUAUGCAGUUCAUCUUUGGCAUUCCUUGCACAUUUUGAAGAACCCGCUAUCCUUAUGGAUUCUUGGAUACUCCUGGAUUCUUCUUGUAAUAGCAAAGGGAUUAUAGCCCAAUGAACAAUUUCUGGACAACAGUUUGGACAUUUUUAUUUUCUACUGAAGAGUGCCUCCAACAGAUGUACAGUAGAUCUACAACAGAAGGAUCCAGUGGAACAAGCCUUUUUGACUGUAAUACAAGUAGGCUACAGUAAAAAGCAAUUGAUUAGAAGUUGGAAGUUCCUUAUUGUUCAAGGAAUGAAAAACCUGCGUGUACAUAAUCACAAAGAGCCUUACAGCAGUUUUACAUAAUGACAGUCUAAUCAGCAUGUCCUGAUUAGACGGUCCUAUUAUACCAUUUUAGGCCUACUUGUUCUGUCCUGUGUUCCUGUAUUUUGUUGUGUGUCCGUAGGAUUCCAAAAGGGUGUUCCAAAAGAAUGUAGCCUUCAUGUUCACUCAUGAUGAUGAUGAACAACAAAUGUAGGCUUGGCCUGAAACUUCCAGAUCUGGCCACUGGUUAUAUUUAUUAUAUCUUAAUUUUAAAUGUUUUGUUGGGAUUUCCUGAUGUGUUCUUUUCAAUAUUCACAACUCAGUAGGCUACUUUUACUGCACUUCCCGUUUUAGCGCCUCCUGGUGGUUCUGAAAGCCUAAAGAUUGUGGUGUUCAUUUGAGAGAUGGCGCCAUUUUUUAAUGAAUCAGACGGCAAAUGAUGAACGCACCGAGUGACAGACACACUUGCAGGCGUUACGGACAAGUCCUAGUUGCACUAUAGUAGGUCUAUAUUAGAUACCGUUGGGUGCAAAAGUCUGCAUCCUCUUACUCUGAAAUGACAAGAGGUCCGAAAUAAAGAAAUGUAUUGUCAUCAACACAAUAUUUUAUGCACGGUCUGCAUCCUACAUCAAUAAAAGUAAAAAGAAUGGCUAAAGUGUGAGAAAAUUAUAUCAGAAACGUUUGCAUCCCCCUCCUUAAUGAAAUGUGUUGUGUAAUACCUUCUAUUUCCUGUGUCUUUUUCAUCUUCUCCAAUAGGCUACAUGUGUGUACCUCCACAGCUUUUGUAUAGUCUCAAAUUUGAGCCCAUUCUUCUUGGCAUUCAAAUCUAGAGUUCACAUUACAGUAAUGUAUGGUCUGUGGACGUUUAAUAAUCAAGUAGGCUAUGGAGAAGCCCAAGGCAAAACUUUCAUCACAGUUAGUAGAGGACAUUGUGCACAUUCCAGGUGCAUACAGAAAUGUCCAUA
Messenger RNA from Sardina pilchardus (European sardine), 2522 nucleotides. RefSeq names its product src-like-adapter 2. The transcript has 8 exons. Lineage: Eukaryota; Metazoa; Chordata; Actinopteri; Clupeiformes; Clupeidae. Gene Ontology annotation, biological process: regulation of MAPK cascade; signal transduction. Gene Ontology annotation, cellular component: cytoplasm; nucleoplasm; plasma membrane. The record is from RefSeq and is a predicted model, not a curated record. The coding region runs from base 232 to 1047 and encodes 271 amino acids. Gene Ontology annotation, molecular function: phosphotyrosine residue binding; epidermal growth factor receptor binding.